GUUUAAAAUCAUCCUUUGGUGCUGGUUCCUCCUAAUCGCCGCUAGGUGGCAGCAAUGCGCACUCUGCCCAUUUGUGAGUGGAGCCCCAAUAAAGCCCACGGGUGAAACGUGAUGCUCUGCGCCUCAAAACCCUCCGUCUCCGUUCGUGACCGCGCGUUUGGGGGCUGUGAUUUAAAAGCACACAUGUUCCGGUUUUACCCUUUCACAUUAAAACACCAGUGGAUACAGUCUUCAUUGCGCAGACGUCGAUGCUUUUACUUUUUUGAAAAAGUUUAGCUUCUUUCUAGGUUUUCUCUCGCUGACUUGACCGCCUGACUGCAUUUAUCUCUACGACAGGGAGCCUACAAGCGACAACUUCCCGAGAUAGACACAGAAUGGAGAGAAGCUGACGCACCGUUAUUUACCGGACCGUGGAGUCUUCUAUCAAAGCCUUCGGUCAUGCCAUCACAGCCUACAUGUUGUGCGCAAGAAGAAUAAUCUAAAAUAUACUCUGAUUGUUUCUGUUUUUUAACUUUUUGUAGAAGUUUUUCCUCUUUUUAAUACUUUGGAUACUUUGGCCGCGUUUUUACGCACGGUUUUUACGCGCAAGGAUGCCUCAUCCAAAGGGACACAUAACGGGACUACACCACGUAUUUUAUGUUUGUCUCUCCUUUUCAGUGGCGUAUUCCUAUAAUAUAGACUUGGAACAUCCUUUGGUGUUCCGCGGACCUCAGUCUAGUUUUUUUGGCUACUCCGUGCUGGAACAUUAUCAUGACAACACACGCUGGGUGAUAGUUGGAGCGCCCCGGGCGAACUCUUCCUACAGCGGCUCGGUGCGCUCUCCUGGCGCGGUGUACAAGUGCCGAGUUCACAGCAACCCUGAGCGCCGCUGCACAGAGAUGGAUCUGGGGAGAGGAAACAAGCCCCGGGAGACGUGUGGGAAGACCUGCCAAGGAGACCGGGAUGAUGAGUGGAUGGGGGUCAGCCUGGCCCGUCAGGACAGAGCCGACGGCAAAAUACUGGCCUGUGCCCACCGCUGGAAGAACGUGUACUACGCCGCGGAACACAUCCUGCCACACGGAUACUGCGCCAUCAUCCCUGAAUCGCUUCAGGGCAGGACCAAACCGCUUAUCCCUUGUUAUGAAGACCAUAAGCAGAAGUAUGGGGAAGAGCAUGGCUCGUGCCAAGCUGGGAUAGCAGGAGUCUUCACAGAGGAGCUGGUGGUGAUGGGGGCUCCGGGGUCCUACUAUUGGACUGGGACCAUCAAAGUGUACAAUCUGACGUCUGACUCCUUCUACAGCCCCAGGGACAGCAUCGACUCUCAUGGAUACAGCUACCUUGGUUAUGCUGUGGCGGCUGGACACUUCUCCUCCCCUAAUGUGAUAGACAUCGCUGCAGGGGCGCCUCAGCACAGCGGCGUUGGAAAAGUUUACAUUUUCAAAAUCGAAGAUCCAUUUUUGGUGAAGAGUUUUCAAGCCUCAGGGAAAAUGAUGGGCUCUUACUUUGGCUCCUCAUUGUGUGCAGUUGAUCUGAACCAGGAUGGCCUGUCAGACCUGCUGGUGGGGGCACCCAUGCACAGCCAGCUCCGGGAUGAGGGCCAAGUGUCUGUGUACCUCAGCAAGGGCAAUGGCGUGAUGGAGGAGCAUGCAGUCUUGACUGGUGACAAUGCUUUCAAUGCACACUUUGGGGAAAGCAUUGCAGCAAUUGGAGACAUAGACGAUGACGGCUAUCAAGAUAUUGCCAUAGGGGCUCCUAAAGAGGACGACUAUGCAGGAGCUGUUUACAUUUACCAUGGGGGAGCUACAGGAAUUACUCAAACGUACUCCAUGAAACUCUCUGGACGCAGUUUAAACCCUGGUCUGCAGAUGUUUGGCCAGUCUAUCUCUGGCAGUGUGGACAUGGAUGGCAAUGGAUACAAAGAUGUCACCAUUGGGGCUUUCAUGGCCGACAGCGUGGUGAUGCUGAGGUCCCGGCCUGUCGUCACAGUGGAUGUUUCCAUUUUCCUGCCCGUCUCCAUCAACAUCUCCGUGCCUCAGUGCCACGAAGGCCACCAGAACCUGAACUGCUUCAACGCCACGGUGUGCAUGCGCUUUCGAGGCAGACAGCUGCCAGGACAAAUAGAGCUGUUGUACAACCUGACGGCUGAUGCAGACAAGCGGCAGAAGAGCCAGCCGGGCCGAGUUUACUUCGUUCAGAGCGGAUCUCAGAUCAGCCAGAUGAGCCAACAGCUGAGUCUGGACAUCAACCGGGAGGAGUGUCAGCACUACACUGCCUUCGUAAAGAAGGACGUGAAGGACGUCUUCACCGCCAUCACCUUCGAGGUUGCGUACAGCCUGGGGAGGCACGCGCUGGCCGGACACUCAGAUCCGGAGCUGCCGGCUCUGACGCCGGUGCUGAGAUGGAGGAAAGGAAACAAGAUUGCAGUGAGGAAUCAGACCUGGUUUGAGAAGAACUGCCUUUCGGACGACUGCGCUGCAGAUCUGAGGCUUCACGGGAAACUGCUGCUUUCUGGGUUGCAUGUCAAACCUCAUUUGGCGCUUGGAGCAGUAAGGAACGUCUCCCUAAACAUCACCAUCUCCAACGCCGGAGACGACGCCUACGACACCAACAUCCACUUCAACUUUUCCAGAGAGGUUUUCUACAUCAACUUCUGGCAGAAGGAAGACAAGGGGAUUUCCUGUGCUCUGGUUGAUUUAGACUUCCUGGUUUGCAGAGUGGGAUUUCCAUUUAUGAGAGCACAGACGAAGUUUCAUUUUGCUGUGAUUUUUGACACGAGUAAGCUCUCUGGAGAAAACGAAACAUUGCAAUUCUUGGUUCAAGCAAAGAGCGCCAAUCCAGAGCACAAACUUUACGACAACUUUUUAGAUCUUUCCAUCCCUCUGAUCCACGAGACCGACACCACCCUCACUGGAAUGGUAACGCCGAGCUCCUUUGUGUAUGGAAACACCAUCGACGCCUCACGCUUUGUUCAGUUGGAAGAUAUGGAAUGCAACUUUCAGCCUCUGAAUCUGACUUUCCAGGCGAUAAACAAGGGGCCCAGCCGGCUGCCUGGCUCCACAGUGGACAUCAGAAUACCUAAUCGGUUGGCUGGCAGUGGACCUGACAUGUUCCACGUUAUUGAAACUCAGGUGGCUGAUGGUCGGGGAAACUGCACCCCCCACAGGAAUCCCACCCCAUGCACCAUCCCCCAGGACAAAGAGAGCAUCUUCCACUCCAUAUUUUCAUUUUUCACCAAAUCAGGCCGCAAAGUUUUGGACUGUGACCGACCUGGAAGAGCAUGUAUGACCAUCACCUGCACUUUGGGGCCACAGUUCAUAGAUGAAGCUCUGAGCAUAGAUCUAAAGCUUCUCCUCAACACGGAGAUUCUGAAACGAGACAGUUCCUCCGUCAUCCAGUUUGUGACCAGAGGUAGCGUGCAAGUAAACAACAGGGCAGCGGAGGUCCCGAACGGCCUGCAAAAUGACAUUUCUCUGGUGUUUGAGGCGCUGCACAGUCAAGAGCCGCGAGGUUACGUGGUUGGCUGGAUCAUCGCCAUCAGCCUUCUAGUGGGAAUCCUCAUCUUUUUGCUGUUAGCCGUACUACUCUGGAAGAUGGGAUUCUUCCGUCGGCGCUACAGAGAGAUCAUUGAGGCCGAGAAGAACCGGAACGACAGCGAUGAAAGCUGGGACUGGAUGGAGAAGAGCCACUGAGAUUGUGGACGGGGUUCCCAGAGGAGCCAGUGAGCGUAGAGACGGGGUCAAGACGGAUCCAGUAGCACUGGGUGUCACAACCCAGCCACCCUUAGAGGCACCAGGUCCUUCAAGCCUUCCAUAUGUGGAAGAGAUUUAUAUUCUCCAUAUUUUUUGGGGACUCUGAGAUGGGGAUUCUGAGGCGACAGUUUGGCUUGCGAGAGGACACUUGCCGUGGAACCUGUAUAGGCUAAUCUCAAACGGAAGGAACUCCCGGCCUGUGGAGUCGGAGGGAUUUGAAGACAGCAUGAGUACUGAUGGACAACUAAACCCUCAGGGCUGUUUUAGAUAGCAAAUUUAUUUUUAUACACACACAUCAAGCCAUAUUGUAAAAAAAAAAGCUGAGGUUUUAAAGGCUAUUAUAAACAUGCUGUUUGUUUUCUUUAAAGCACUGAUGUAAGGUAAGAAGGAAAGAAUUGUUCCGUAUCUGUGCCAAAGACAUGUCCCAUAAAGUAUGGAGUUUAUUUAGCUUGUCCCUGUUGCUGGGAGUAAAAGAUUUACGUUCUUUUGUCAAAUUUGUAAUCCCAUCUAACAAACCAUUUACAGUCAGAGCUAAUUCUGCACGAUAAAAUGUCAUUUUCAACACGGGCACAUUCAGGCUGUGGAAUGGACAGUGGUUUAGCUUCCUUUUUCAGGUUUUCAUCCAAUCAAAUUGGGCAUUCACCUCCACAAAGGUGGGACUCUAGCAUUCCAAUUGUUCUGGUUGAAAAAUAUUUUCAGAGUCAGACAUUUUGAACAGAAUACACUCCUGAUCAACAUCUUUAGACCUGUUAUGAAAUUGCAUGAAUUUGCAUUUUGCUGGAUUCUAACAAGGUUCAUUUCGAGUUCUGAAAUGUAAAAACAAGAGAGGGGAACAAGAGGCCAAACAUUUUGAGAAGACAAUUUAUUUAACUGAAAUGGACUGUUCAUCAGAUGACCAAAAAAAGUAAAAAAAAAGCAUCCCAAACCAUGAUGGUUCCUCCUCUACUGUGUCAUGCAGAAAACCUUUUAGAUGGGAUCUCUCUGUCGUCACAAACAUCAACUUUACAUUUUUUUUCUCACCAUCAGAAGAUAACUUUCUUCCACUUUUGGAUGUCCCAUGUUUGCUGUUCUCUUGCAAAGCCCAACAGCACAUUUCGUGAUGGAGGAGUGGUCUUUGAAGACGCUUGAAGAUACUGUCAUUACUGGGCAACUGUCAGCACCAGUGAUGGUCUUAACUUGGGUCAAGAACCAUCCAUGUCUGAACAGACGUGGCUCGCUGUCUGGGACAUUUUUUGGAUCUGCCACUUGAUGUUUUUAUUCCAUAAUAAUUAAAACUACGGUUUUACUGUUUCUAACCAGCAGUGAUGGCUUAUACAGCUUAACAAUUCUGCCACUUUCAAAGAAAUUAAGAUUUUUUUUUUUUUACCAUUGCCAACAAGAACACAUAAUAAGAUUAUUACUCAUCAGUUUGUGCUUUUAAAUGCUGUGAUUUUCAAUGAAUUGGCAACUACAAAUAUUUUGCUCCUCUUUCUACGUUUUGCAUUUUGAAGCUCUAUUUAGAACCUUGUUAAGGUCCGGUUGUGUAAAAAACAAAUUAGUGCAGAUUUUGAUCAGGAGUGUGUACGACUGCUUUUACAAUAAAGCGCUCAGGUAUGCUGCAAACUUUUCUGAUAGAUUUGAUUAUAUUUGAUCCAAGCUUAUCAAUUGCACUGCAAAAACAAAAUUUUUAGACAGUAAAAAAAAUGUUUCAAGAAAAAUUGUCUUGCAAGAAAAAUCAUUUUAGUUUGAGACAGCAUGACGUAGUGACUGGAAUUGUUUUCCUAAAAUAAGAAGAUAGAGAGACCAGUUUUUUUUACCCCAAAAUGUUUCAAAUUUUAAAAAUGUUUGCCUGUUUUUGCAGUGCGUAGAUAAUUUUUGAACUUAAUAAACUUAUUUUGAGGUAAUUUCUGAAACCUCAGCCAAGCAGACCCCGUUUCAUGACGUUAUAUGGGCUGAAAUUUGAGAUGGACGGAUGAAAGCAUGAGUCUGCGCCAUGUCAUGAGUAAUGCCCCCAAAAUAGGUGGGACCUUGUUGCACUCAAUCAUUUCAGAGAAACAAACUCUUCGGGGUUCCUGAGAAAAUCUUCCUGUGAGAGUCUGAGAAUGUUGCUGCAUAAAAAUCUGUCGCCAUUCAAUUCUACAGCAGUGUUUGGACACAAUGAUAAAACUUUUAUGAGUUUUUCUUUAAAAAAAGUUGGAAAAUUGACUAGGUUAAAAGUGUAAAAAGUUCAUAGCAAAACAUAAAAGAGGAUUUUUUUGCACAACAAUCAAAAUCACAGUUUUUUAUUCACUAUUAUAAACUUCACUUUUAAGCCACUUUAUGGAUCGCUCUGCAAGCACCACCUUUUUGGAGCUGUGUGUGAAUCCUUUCACGCUCUAGUGUUUCAGAACGCUCCACACGUCCAUGUCCUCCCUCUGCAUCGCUCAAGCAGACACUUUGCUUCAUGUAUGUUAGAAAAAGCAACAACACUUGACUUGUUUGUGUAAAGGCGUAACUGUGAUGAUUAUACUUUGAUUCUGUUUGUCGUCACCCUUAAUCACGCCCGUGUCGGGGUUUUGUUCUGAAUAUACUACUGUCACUGAGUAUCAUUUCCAUUAUAGUGUGUCGUAUGUUUGAUGUUUGAGCUGCAUAUUUAUCUGUUGAUAAAUUUCAGAAUGACAUUA
Molecule: messenger RNA, 6370 nt
Organism: Oryzias melastigma (Indian medaka)
Lineage: Eukaryota; Metazoa; Chordata; Actinopteri; Beloniformes; Adrianichthyidae
Gene: itga9
Product: integrin, alpha 9
Exons: 28
Coding region: 591-3668 (1025 amino acids)
Biological process (GO): cell-matrix adhesion; cell-cell adhesion; integrin-mediated signaling pathway
Cellular component (GO): integrin complex; external side of plasma membrane
Molecular function (GO): integrin binding
Source: RefSeq, a predicted model, not a curated record